UACCUGUGCGGGAGACUCUGCGGCCGCCAGACUUCUGACAACAAAGCAGAGCGCGCGGAAGGCGCGCGCGCGCGCUGCAGCAGCGGCGGCAGCAUCAGCGGCGGCCGUUGGAGCCACCGGCGGGUCUCUGGCGCCUUUCCACCACGGGUCUCCGGGUCCUGACUAGCCUGGCAUCUUUCCUGCUUGGGUUUCCGUCCGCUUGGGUUUCCGAUGCCGGCCGUUAACAUGGCUCAGGCUGGGCGGUGACUGGGGACCCGGCAAUCUUGACCGGAACAGAGACUUCUCUCCCCCCCCCCCACCCCAGUUCUUGAUUCGCGACGUCCGUGAGAGAAAAGGGAGGCGGGGGGGGCGUCGCGGUGUCGGUCCACCAUGAGCACCUUCGCCUUGGAAGAGACCUUGGAGGCGGACUGGGUGGCCGUGAGGCCUCACGCCUUCCACGAGCGGGAGAAGCAGAAGUUUGCCUUUAUCGUGGCCUGGAAUGAGAUCGAGAGCAAGUUCGCCAUCACCUGCCAUAACCGGACGGCGCAGAGGCAGCGCAGCGGCUCCCGGGAGUUCCGCCGCACUGGCGCGGUGGGCCCCGGGGCGCCCGAACAGCUAAGCGCCUCCUGUAAAACGGCCGGCAGCCCCACUAUACGAAAAUCCCCGGCCCGACGCGCCGCGGAGCCCAUCCAAGCCAGGAGCUCGCCGGCAUCGCCUGCCCGGGCCGAGUCGCUUCCGCGAAGCCCGGGCAGCCGAGCGGUUGAGGCGUCGCAGAGGAGCCCGGCGAGGACGAAGAGCAGCCUGGCCCGGAGGCCUCAGCCCGCUCCGAAGGCGCCGCUCAGCCCAGCGGCCUGCGCGGCCGAAGAUCUGGAGGAGCUGGAGCUGGGCAAGGACGAGCAUUCGGGAGGUGCCGUCGCUGCCGCCUUUCUCCUCCCUUCUCCCGCCGGGCCUCAAGCGACCGAGUCGCCCACCGCGGCCUCCGCCGAGGUGGAAGCGCUAUCUGGAGAGGAAUGUAGCUGGGCCGGCCUCUUCUCUUUCCAGGAUCUGCGGGCCGUCCAUCAACAGCUGAGCUCGGUGAACUCCGAGCUGGAGCCCUGUUUGCCCGUCCUUCCCGAGGAACCGUCGGGGAUGUGGACGGUGCUCUUUGGGAUUCCAGAGCUCUCGGAGGAAGAGAUGGAUGAGCUGUGUUACCAGCUGCAGGUAUACCUGGGCCACUGCCUCGAUACUUGCGGCUGGAAGAUCCUCUCGCAGGUACUCUUUACCGAAACCGAUGACCCGGAGGAAUAUUACGAGAGUCUGAGCGAGCUUCGGCAGAAGGGCUAUGAGGAGGUUUUGCAAAGGGCCCGUAAGCGCAUUCAGGAGCUUCUGGAAAAACACAAGAAUACAGAAAGCAUGGUGGAGUUGCUGGAAUUAUAUCAAAUGGAAGAUGAUGCAUAUGGUAGCCUUGCUGAAGCCACCACAGAACUCUAUCAAUAUUUACUGCAGCCAUUCCGAGAUAUGAGGGAACUUGCUAUGCUCAGAAGACAGCAAAUAAAGAUUUCCAUAGAAAAUGAUUACCUAGGACCUAGAAGAAUUGAAAGUCUUCAAAAAGAAGAUUCAGACUGGCAACGGAAGGCUCAUAUGGCUGUAUUAUCCAUACAGGACCUUACAGUAAAGUACUUUGAAAUAACAGCAAAAGCACAAAAAGCUGUAUAUGAUCGUAUGCGAGCAGACCAGAAAAAGUUUGGUAAGGCAGCUUGGGCAGCAGCAGUGGAACGAAUGGAAAAACUUCAGUAUGCAGUGUCUAAAGAUACUUUGCAAUUGAUGAGAGCAAAAGAAAUAUGUUUAGAACAGAAGAAACAUGCAUUAAAAGAAGAGAUGCAGAGCUUGCAAGGGGGCACAGAAGCUAUAGCUCAUUUGGAUGAACUUGAAGCUGAUUACUAUGAUCUGCAACUUCAAUUGUAUGAAGUGCAGUUUGAAAUUCUGAAGUGUGAAGAACUAUUUUUGACAGCACAACUUGAAAGCAUUAAAAGACUUAUUUCAGAAAAAAGAGAUGAAGUAGUAUAUUAUGAUACUUAUGAAAGUAUGGAAGCCAUGCUUGAAAAAGAAGAUAUGGCAGCAUCCAUACAUUUGCAAAGAGAAGAGUUGCAGAAAUUACAACAGAAAGUCCGUCAACUAGAAGCAAGGCGUGGUCGCAUUUCUGCCAAAAAAGCCUACCUCAAAAAUAAAAAGGAAAUCUGCAUUACAAAACAUAAUGAAAAAUUCUCACAACAUUCUCAGACUGAGGGAGAGUCAGAAAAUGCUGCAAAGUUUAAAAGAGAGCGGUUGCAAGAUGAGGUAGAAAGAAAAAACUCAUGGGUUAGUCAAGAACGACAGAAAACAUUGGACAGACUUCGAACAUUUAAACAGCGCUAUCCUGGGCAAGUAAUUCUUAAAUCAACUAGACUUCGGCUGACUCAUGCAAGAAGAAAAAGUACAGCCACUUCAACAUCUUGUCUAGAACAUCCACCAUCUUCACCAGUAACUACACAGACAGAUAAUAUGGAGCAAGAAAAAGUAAUCCAGCCUUUACAAAAACAGGAGUCUACAAGUUUAGGACAAUUUGAAGAUAUUUUUCUAUCUCCCAGUAGUGUUACAUCUGAAUUUUCUCAAACUGAUUCUCUUCCAGCUGUCAUUAGUAAUGAAUUUCAUUCCAAAACAAUUAGUGAGGCACCAUUUCCUCCUCCUCUACCACCACCACCACCACCACCACCACCUCUGCCCACCAAGGAAGAAUCUACUCAGUGUUCUGAAAAAAGCACCAGUCCUGUUAAACAAAGCAAUGCAGAGAAGCCAGCUCCGUUGCUCACUAUUGCACCAUCAGCUCAUUUUUUUGAUAGCAGUGAAUUAGUCAGUGCCAAGAAAAAAUUGAAGAAAACUGGUGAUAUAGAAGGAUUGCAAAGAAGAAGAGUGAGUUCACCAAUGGAUGAAGUUUUGGCUUCCCUGAAACGUGGCAGCUUCCACCUGAGGAAGGUUGAACAGAGAAAUCUACCCCCAUUUCCCGAUGAAGAUGACAGCAAUAACAUCCUGGCACAGAUAAGAAAAGGCGUGAAACUGAAGAAGGUUCAAAAGGACAUUAUGAAAGAAUCAUUCACAAUUUUACCUGAUGAUGAUCCUUUAACUCGCAGCAUCCAUGAAGCACUACGACGGAUUAAAGAGGCAUCACCAGAGUCUGAAGAUGAGGAAGAGAAUCUACCAUGCACAGACUGGGAGAAUUAAGGGAGAGAAAAUAUUAGAGUGCCUUAAGACUUACAGACAAUGUCUGAGGAUUCCAAUGAAUAAGAUAUUUCUUUCACUUCUGAACAUUCAUAAUCAACAGUUUGAUCAUCACUUUAGGAGAAUUUUACUCUGAGAAAAUAUUUGAUAUGUGUAUGAAUACAUUUUUUAAAUUCAUAGUAGAAGAUUUCAGUUGGACCAAAAGCUGCAUUAUUUAAGUGCACAUUUUGCAUAAUUCUGAGAAGAACCUUUCAAAAUAUUUUCUGAUUCUUCACUUACUUUUUACAUACAGUAUGUGUGAAACAUGUCAGCAGCUUUUGCAGCCAAGCUUCUUCCCAGCAUAAUUUACUAGAACAAGUAUGAAGUCUGACUCCAUUGAAGAUAUCAGUGUUUAAGAAAAAGUACUGCUACAUUGACAUAAAUUUCUUGUUACACCAACGGGAAUUCAUUUCACAUAGGAGAUAGAUUUGAAAGGAAAAUGCAUUUUAACUACUAAUAAUUCAAACUACAAAUUAGUUUGAAAGUGAGAAAUGUUUAAUGGAAAAUACUCUUAAGAAUGAAAUUCAUGUAUUUAAAAAUUUGUUACAGUCCUAAUGCAUUAUAAAACAAUAUAUAGCAAAACUCUUAGAAGGCCAUGGAUACUGUAAACACCUUAUAUUUUUAAAUUAGUGUUUGUUUGUUCUCUUACAGUAACUUUUUAAUUGCAGGGCUGAGUUAUAAUAAAGUUAUACAUUUUAUUUAUAGAAGCAAUAUUUUAUAAUGAGAACACUUAAAAUUAUUUUUAUCUAUUUGUUUGACUGUUCUUUGAUUACUCUAAGAAACUUUUAUUUAAGGAGAAUGCAAAAUUGAAAUGAGAUUUUACUUCUAAGUUGUAAAAUUAUAACCAUUUUCAUCCCCCUUCCAUUUUCAUUAUUCCCAUUCAUUGUUACAAAUAUAUUUGAAUUAUGUAAUACCCUACUUUAUUGUAAAUAAUUUAUUUUUAACCCCAGGAUAAUCGUCUAAAGGAGACCAAGCCUUCAAUACAGUGAAUACUUAAAGAAAUGUAUUCCUAAACAGCAUGAGUAAUAGCUGCAGGCAGCUCAUUUUGUACUGUCAGAAUACUAAACAGUAUUCCUGCAUCAAGGCUUGUCUUGUCCUGUUAAAAGUGAUCAAAACUCAAUUCAGGAGAAUUUUGAGUUUGGCCAGCUCCUUCUGUUAAAGUGUACUUUAUGCUUGGAAAAGGAUAAGAUCCCUUUAUCUUAGCAAAAAUCACAUUAAAAUUAUUUACUAUACUAAUUUGUUGUCCUGUUCCAAGAAUAUUUUAUAAGGUUGCAUAUUGGUAGGAAUGCGUAUAGUAACUUUACUUACUUUUUUGAACAAGAGAUUGUCCUUUUUUCUUUUAACAAAUAGUUGGAAAAAAACAUAAAACGUUUAAAUACGUUAUGAAUCUUAGCUCAAUACAACUGGUUCUUCAAAUUCCCUGGUCUUAUUAAUGACAAUAUUGGCUAUUUUAAAGUGAUGCCUACUAUUCUGUACUUGGCAGGUGUAUUUCUUCAGAUGCUUAUUGCCUUAUAUAAUCUAAAAUAUUAUCCUCUGAAGGAAAGCUUAAAAUAGUAUGAGUUCAAUUAACAUAGGAACACUAAACAGUUUGACAGAAAAAUAAUAUUGGUUAUAUUAGCAUCAGAUAUUUGUUUCAUUGGAAAAUUGAACAUACUGUAAUAUGUUAUUCAUAGUUGUAAUCCCAGAUAAUACAGGGUUCUGUGGCAAUAAGUCAUAAUUGCAAAAUGUAACUGUUAAAAGUUUGGAAAACCCCAUAAUGUCCAUACUGCGCUGAUGGUUAGUUGUGUCCACAAUAAAUAUACUGCAUUUGAAUAUAUUCCCAUGGCACAAAACAUGAACUUCUACAGUGAAGGUGAUAUGUGGAUCAUGCUAAACUUUGUGUAAUCAUUUGCAGCAGAAGUUUCAAAUUUCACUGGGUCCUUACUAAUCUAUUACCAGACAUUCUGUGCAAAGA
Molecule: messenger RNA, 5206 nt
Organism: Thamnophis elegans (Western terrestrial garter snake)
Lineage: Eukaryota; Metazoa; Chordata; Lepidosauria; Squamata; Natricidae
Gene: JMY
Product: junction mediating and regulatory protein, p53 cofactor
Exons: 12
Coding region: 370-3216 (948 amino acids)
Biological process (GO): intrinsic apoptotic signaling pathway by p53 class mediator; Arp2/3 complex-mediated actin nucleation; 'de novo' actin filament nucleation
Cellular component (GO): nucleus; cytoplasm
Molecular function (GO): Arp2/3 complex binding; actin binding; transcription coactivator activity
Source: RefSeq, a predicted model, not a curated record